Molecule: messenger RNA, 840 nt
Organism: Cyclopterus lumpus (lumpfish)
Lineage: Eukaryota; Metazoa; Chordata; Actinopteri; Perciformes; Cyclopteridae
Gene: pacrg
Product: PARK2 co-regulated
Exons: 5
Coding region: 2-688 (228 amino acids)
Cellular component (GO): cytosol; vesicle; neuron projection
Molecular function (GO): Hsp70 protein binding; Hsp90 protein binding
Source: RefSeq, a predicted model, not a curated record
UAUGUUGAGGAACAAGAUGGAGCUCCAAGCGCGAGGCUUCACCACGAAGGCCACGAUGAAGAACUCCGUGGUGGUCGGUCCCCCGGCUGCAGGGUCUUUCCGUGAGCGUCCUUCCAAACCAACCACCUUUCGCAAGUUCUACGAGCGCAGGGAGUUCCCAAUGGCACUGGAGCAUGACACCAAAGGCAACCAUAUUGUGUGGAAGGUGGAGAUCGAGAAGUUGGACUACCACCACUACCUGCCUCUGUUCUUUGAUGGCCUGUGUGAGACUGUUCAUCCGUACGAGUUCUUCGCCUGCCAGGGAGUCCAUGACAUGCUGGACCACGGAGGGCCCAAGAUCCAGCCUGUCAUUCCCCAGCUCAUCAUCCCCAUCAAGAAUGCCCUGAACACGAGGAACCAUCAGGUGAUGUGCACCACCCUGAAAGUCCUGCAGCAUCUGGUGAUGUCCGGUGACAGAGUGGGAGAGGUUCUGGUGCCCUACUUCAGACAAAUCCUCCCCAUUUUCAACAUCUUCAAGAACAAGAACAUCAACACUGGAGACGGCAUCGACUACAGCCAGCAGAAGAAAGAGAACAUCGGCGACCUGAUCCAGGAGACUCUGGAGAUGUUUGAGCGCUUCGGAGGAGAGGACUCCUUCAUAAACAUCAAAUACAUGGUGCCCACCUACCAGUCCUGCAUGAUCAACUGAGGACGGGGGUGUGCCCCUGAUGUUACACAGACUCUUGACUUUAACCAUAUGUCAGUCCUCCUGUGUCUGCUCCCAACUCUUAUCUUAUCCCUUUCUUUAUCCUGGCCUUCCCCUAAUCUCAGUGUCACUCUAUUCCUUCUCUUUUUGUUUCA